GCUUCAGGGUGACUCUGCUCACCUUUACGGACCUUGACCUCGAUAACGACGAGCUUGGUGGUACCUUGGGCUGGUUUGAGCACAGCCAAAGCUACAAGGUGGUCGCCUAUCAUGUCUUCCUGGCCACGGACGAAACUGGCUCGAACCGCUUCCGCAUCAGCAAUGGGACAGGCAUCCCCCAAGGAAGCAACGAGUUCGACGUGGAGCCCGACACCACGGUCGACCCAACUUUAGUUGAAGGUGUGGCUUCGAGGCGUGAUGCAUCCACGGAUUCCCUGCGCCUAAUCCCCGAGACGCAGCUGGUGGAAGAGAACACACCUGCAGCCCUGGCCAUCUCGGACACGUUCGUUCAAGCGCAGCAGGUUAGCUUCACCGAUCUAGACCUGGACGUGAACCAAUUCGGCGGGAAUUUGACUUGGCAGCAGCCUUCUCUGGACGCUGGCCUGAUCACCCACUACAUGGUGUACUUCGGCUUGGACGCCGCUGGCCUGAACAACCGUUAUUUGUUCACCUACGUCCCACAGCCAUUCUCUGAAAUUGCCAUUCCGGCGGAAACAUCGCUCUACCACCCAAGUUACUUCGGUUCGGACAACACCAGCAUGCUCUUCGCUGCUUGCCUGCAGAGACUGAACUACCUCCUCGUCUAUGCGCGCUCGACGCUGGCAGAGCAGACGACGCCGGCCUACGUUGGAAUCAUCGACUCGGACAUGCCGGUCAAAGAUGUGUUCUGGGUGGGCGAGGACCUGGACAUCAAUGACCUGCAGGGCACGUUGCAGUGGACGCCGCCGGAGAACAUUUCGGGGGAAGUAAUCACGCAACCGGACUUCAACUUUUUGCUU
This is a messenger RNA of Symbiodinium necroappetens, 839 nucleotides long. Lineage: Eukaryota; Dinophyceae; Suessiales; Symbiodiniaceae. The record is from the annotation of a GenBank genome assembly.